AUGGAGGAGGUCAGUGAUGGAGGAGGAGGGGGUCAGAGAUGGAGGAGGUCAGUGAUGGAGGAGGUCAGUGAUGGAGGAGGUCAGAGAUGGAGGAGGUCAGAGAUGGAGGAGGUCAGUGAUGGAGGAGGUCAGAGAUGGAGGAGGUCAGUGAUGGAGGAGGUCAGUGAUGGAGGAGUGAUGGAGGAGGUCAGUGAUGGAGGAGGUCAGAGAUGGAGGAGGUCAGAGAUGGAGGAGGUCAGUGAUGGAGGAGGUCAGUGA
Molecule: messenger RNA, 258 nt
Organism: Knipowitschia caucasica
Lineage: Eukaryota; Metazoa; Chordata; Actinopteri; Gobiiformes; Gobiidae
Source: the annotation of a GenBank genome assembly